This is a messenger RNA of Glycine soja, 3506 nucleotides long. Its product is annotated as F-box protein SKIP2-like. Gene Ontology annotation, molecular function: protein binding. Gene Ontology annotation, biological process: SCF-dependent proteasomal ubiquitin-dependent protein catabolic process. Gene Ontology annotation, cellular component: SCF ubiquitin ligase complex. The transcript has 9 exons. NCBI's taxonomy places the organism in Eukaryota, Viridiplantae, Streptophyta, Magnoliopsida, Fabales, Fabaceae. The record is from RefSeq and is a predicted model, not a curated record. Bases 75 to 1754 code for a protein of 559 amino acids.
ACGCGCUGCACCCUUUGACGGGUGAAAACAUUGAAAAAACCUAUCUAGUAUAUGAUGUCUCUCUCCAAUGUCUCAUGCGCGAUAAACACGUACUAGUACAUAGCAUACCUCACCAAAACCCAGCGUUUCACAUUAUCUUCUUUUUUAUUUCUCCAAUGGGACAAGCACCGUCCACGCCGGUUUCUUCGACGGACCUGAGUCACCGGGAUAUUUUCACCACCGACGAAUCCAUCGGCCGCGACUACACCGCCGACAUCCCCGACGAGUGCCUCGCCGGAAUCUUCCAGUUUCUAAGCUCCGUCGACCGGAAAACCUGCUCCGCCGUGUGUCGGCGGUGGCUGCGCGUGGACGGCGAGAACCGCCAGCGCCUCUCCCUGAACGCGAAGGCGAGCCUGGUUGACUUCGUUCCGUCGCUCUUCUCGCGGUUUGACUCGGUCACGAAGCUCGCCCUGCGGUGCGACCGCAAGUCCACGAGCGUAAACGACGACGCUUUGGUCCUGAUCUCGCUGCGGUGCAGGAAUCUGGUGCGGCUGAAGCUGCGCGGGUGCAGGGAAGUCACCGAGCACGGAAUGGCCGACGUGGCGAAGAACUGCACGAAUCUGAAGAAGCUCUCGUGCGGUUCGUGCGCGUUCGGCGCAAAGGGCGUUUACGCUUUCGUUAACAACUCCAUCGUUCUUGAAGAGGUUUCUAUCAAGAGGCUUCGAGGGGUUGAAAAAGAUAAUAACGAUGGCGUUGACGGCGCCGAAUCGCUUCCUCUUUCCGUUACUUCCUCUUCGUUGAGAUCGAUUUGCCUCAAGGAGCUCGUUAACGGCCACUGUUUCGCGCCGUUAAUAGUUAAUUCGAAGAAGCUUGAAACGCUGAAGCUGAUUCGGUGUUUGGGGGAUUGGGAUGUGACUCUGGAAAGUGUUGGAAAGUUGAAUUCAGGGUUGGUUGAGAUUCAUUUAGAGAAGGUUCAGGUUAGCGAUGUGGGACUUUUGGGGGUUUCUAAGUGUUUGAAGUUGGAGUCUUUGCACCUUGUGAAAACACCCGAGUGUUCCGACGUGGGACUUUGCGAAGUUGCGGAGAGGUGUAAGAUGCUGAAGAAGCUUCACAUUGAUGGGUGGAGGACCAACAGGAUUGGGGAUUGUGGCUUGAUGUCUGUUGCCAAACACUGUCCUAACUUGCAGGAGCUUGUGCUGAUUGCUAUGUAUCCCACGUCUUUGAGUUUGGCUGCGAUUGUUUCUGGUUGCCAGGGUUUGGAGAGGUUUGCACUUUGUGGGAUUUGUACGGUUGGUGAUGCAGAGAUAGAGAGCAUUGUGGCAAAGUGUGGGGCACUGAGGAAGCUGUGCAUUAAGGGGUGCCCCGUGUCGAAUGCUGGGAUUGCGGCUUUGGCUUCAGGGUGUCCCAAUUUGGUUAAGCUCAAGGUGAGGAAGUGCAGAAGGGUUAAUGGUGAAGUUGUGGAGUGGCUGCGUGAGAGGAGGAGUUCUCUGGUGUUUAGUAUUGAUUACAGUACUGAAGUUGAGGCUUUGGAUGGAAGUGGUAGUGAUGUUGGCGCUCAGGAAAGUAGCAUGGCGUCUCCUCCAAUCGACACAACACAAGUGUCCAUGGUUGAUGAUCCUCCUUCAAGCAGUAAUAAUAGCAGCAGCAACAACAACAACAACAGAUUGUCUAUGUUCAGGAACAAGUUUGGAUUUUUGGCUGGUAGGAAUUUGGUGCCAUGUGCCUUCAGAAAGUGGGCCAACAUUGAUGACAUCUCAAGUACCAGCUUUCAAUGAUAUUUAUUUUGUAAGAAUGGUAAUGCAUUAUUGCCAUUUUUCCAAUGUUUGUUGGAUGUGUUCUCGUUUGUUCAGUUACAUUACAUGUUCCUUGAAAUGUUGGUCACUGAAUUAUGUUUUCCUACUGGGGUUACUUAUGGCGGUUGUUAUUAUGUUAACCAUGUCACUACAAGAAAAAUGACACAUGCCUACGGAAAUUUUUGCCUACAUACAUAAAUUACUGUAGGUAAAAGUAACAAGUUCCUUAAUGGAAAUUGAAUUUUUGGAUUUUGUUGAUGAAUGUGUUCAGUCUUGCCAUAAAAUUCUAAGCUGUAAAUAAGGGCCCAAUGAUGGCUAUUCAACUCCAACACAUCCCUUCAUCUGAGUUUAAACACGGAGAUUGAUGGGCUCAAAAGUUUUGAUUACUUGUUCCUAUAAUAAUGAUUGUUCAGCCCCAACACAUGUCCUCGUGUUUCUUUGAUGACUAUGGUGAUCUCAGCAUACAUUUCUUAAAUAUUGUACUGCUUUUGAGUCUCUGACUUUCAGUUUUGCAUUUAUAUAUUUAAUUCACCUACAGGGUGACAAGUUUAGGGAAGCUGAAGAAUUGUUUGACAACCUACUGAAUGAUGAAAAUUCAGCUUUGAAACCAGACCCGAAGAUGUUUAAUAUGAUGAUUUAUAUACAUAAGAAGGCUGGAAGUUAUGAAAAGGCCCGUAAGACAUUUGCACUGAUGGCUGAACUGGGAAUUCAACAAACUACAGUAACCUAUAAUAGCCUGAUGUCAUUUGAAACAAAUUACAUAUGAGGGUCUAGUCACAACUGAGAGGAACAGUCUAGACCCAGCUGCAGCUCCGUUUGCUAAAAAUCCAAGAGACAUAGAAGGGCUUACUGAGGGUGCUAGUAUAAUUGAAGUGGUUAAGAAGAUUAGGUCACAUGUGCUCCUUGGUUUGUCUGGCGUUGGUGGUAUUUUUAAUGAGGAGCCUUGCUUCAUACAUGGCUGAGGAAGAUAUCUUGAUAGGAAUUUUGUAUCCAUCCCUUGAUAGCCGUACAAAAAAAAUUUGGAUCUCCUCUAUGCAAUGCUAGACACGGAGGAUCAUUGUUGUUAAUCCAAAAGUGUUUAAAUAUGAAAGUCCUUGGGGUUGACUUGUUGAAGCAUGGUAUCUCAGACCCAUCCUUGAUGACUUCUUAAUCACAGAGCUCUAGUUCUGGGCUUGAGAAAGAUAAGCUUCUUGAACAUGAGGAAUACAUGGCUACUCCUGUGUUUGUACACACCAAGCUCGUGAGGCUGCUAUGGCAGUUCAAGGAAAGAUGGUAGAUUCUCAGUGUAAGAAGAGCAAAGGUAAUUAGCUCCUGAUAGAAAAUCUGCCAAGGCAGAGUUGAAUGAACUAAGAAGAGUUGCACCUUCCAGAAAGUCCUAUUCAAUUUGUCAAUUCAAUGGUCGAUACAAGUUUUUAGUUAUGUGUUUUGCGUGGAACUUGCAAAGUGGACGGUGUGGCCUUCAUUGUCAAUGCAGCAUUUUUUAUUUUAUUUUUGUACAAUCUUUGGCUCAUAAGACUUUUCUCUAAUUCCAGUCCCUGUCACUGUGCUCUCAAUCAUGGUAGUGUGAACAUACAAGCUGUAGAGCGUAUGUAGCAUAUGUUAUCGAGGGAAUUUUCUUUCUUCUUGUAAUAUGUGCAUUACUUGAAUUUAGAUGUUGUGAAAUCUUUUAUAAAUCACUUUGUAUUUUGAGUUUACUUAAGAACUAGUAAGAGGUACAUGGACAUCACUCAAGCA